AUGGUGGAUGGCGAAGGCACUUCCUCGGCUCAUGUCCCACUUGCAGAGCAAGGGAAACGUCAGGUAAUCCCCAUGAGAGGAAUCUCACGUGGAGGUGAUCAAGUGCUCAGAGACCAGCGGUUGCGGGACGGUGGCCUCUGGAGAGAGAGACGGAGGGGAGGUGGUGAAACAGAGCGUCUCAGCCCUAAUCACCUCUCAGCUAAGAAGGCACGUACCACUGGUGUUCAAUCCGGGAAAAAUGUCAGGAAGGAGCUCAAAUUUGAUGAAGAGACCAUGGUGAAGGAAACUGAGGUUACUGUGGUUCUGGAUACUAAGUUGGAGAUAAAUGCAGGGUCUGAGAUGACUGAAGUGCAGGCAAUGGAGAUGGAGACCGACGGAUUAGGUGGUGAUGGCAUAUCCCACACAAUGCAGGAGACUGAGGAGGAACACACUCUACUCCUGGCGGAAAACAUGGAAACGCUGGCGGAGGCAGAGGAUGACAUCCUCGGAGAGGAACUGGAAUCAGAGGAGGAGUUUGAUGCUUUUCAGGGUCAAGAGGGAGUAGGCUCCGACAUAAACGAGGUACACGCCGAAAUGUAUACUGAUGCUGCGGAUAGCACAGAGGUACAUGAUGAGGCAACGGAGGUAGCUGAUGGCGAGGCAACGGAGGUAGCUGAUGGCGAGGCAACCAAUAUCAAGAACGAGAGUCAAGCUUUGCCAGGAAAGAAACAAGUGGUGAGGAAGAAGACAAGCAAGACCAAUGCUGGGGUUGGAGUAGGAACCAUGCGGAGAAUGACUCAAGCAGCCAAGACACCACGGAAAAAGGCUAGCUCAAAAGUAGUCAGCCGCCCUGGAAAGAAGACGGAGGCAAAAGGGGAUGACAAAGACCCACCAGAGGGGGCAGGACCAAGUGGUUUCAUGGUUUAA
This is a messenger RNA of Microthlaspi erraticum, 906 nucleotides long. NCBI's taxonomy places the organism in Eukaryota, Viridiplantae, Streptophyta, Magnoliopsida, Brassicales, Brassicaceae. The record is from the annotation of a GenBank genome assembly.